CAGCUUUGUGUGGAGGUUAAGGUUACAGUAGCGGUACUUGAUGUACUUUCACACAGACUGUUCAGGUGCAGUGGACCAGUGGACCCUCUCCGGCCUCUACGUCACUUCCUGCUGCGUGCGUCUGCAGGGCUGCUGUACUGUCUGCCUGGGACGGAGUGCUUCCUUCCACGCUUAGCAGACGACUAACCACAUUAAACCCAUAAAGAGGGGGUUUUAUCUUCCCAGGAGUUGGACAUUAUACGUACUCGUGUUCGACAUAAAUAUCCAUCAAGUUCAGGCGCUCGGUGGACUUUAUUCUCUCGCUGGCUUCAAUACGCUUCAGUGAGCCACUGCAGCAGCAACAGACCCAAAGCACGCCGCCGCCGACGCUGUUGUUGUGAGGGAAGAAAACAAGCUCAGCGAGCAGCUUAGCUGUGUGAUCAUUGACAGAGUUCAAUACACACACGCUUCAAGUGCUAACUGGUGAGAGCUCUGUACAGCCUACCUCCGAGCCUCUUCAAGAGCAGACCAGCUGGGAGUAUUUCUGUCGCUGAAGUCGAGGUGUUACAUGAUAUAUUUUUUAUCUGAGCCACUCUCAGGGACUUGACCAAUAGGAACCGUUUGCACAAUUUCCACCAGCUUGUCUGCAGCCCCUCCCAACGCAGACAGUCUUCUGCCCCAGCAUGAAUGAAGUCAGUGUUGUGAGAGAGGGAUGGCUCCACAAGAGAGGUGAAUACAUUAAAACAUGGCGACCUCGUUACUUCAUCUUAAAGAGCGAUGGAUCCUUCAUUGGCUACAAAGAGAAGCCCGAGGUGUCCAGUGACCACAGCCUCCCCCCGCUCAACAACUUCUCUGUCGCAGAAUGCCAGCUGAUGAAGACAGAGCGCCCAAGGCCCAACACAUUUGUCAUUCGAUGCCUGCAAUGGACCUCUGUUAUCGAGCGCACCUUCCAUGUAGACAGCAACGAGGAGAGGGAGGAGUGGAUGCGAUCGAUCCAGGCGGUGGCAAACGGCCUGAAGAGUCAGCAGCACGACGAGGAGCCCAUGGAGAUUAAAUUUGGCUCACCAAGUGACAUCAGCGGCACGGAGGAGAUGGAGAUUGCUGUGUCCAAGUUACGCACAAAAGUGAACAUGUGUGAUUUUGACUAUCUGAAGCUUCUGGGAAAAGGGACAUUUGGUAAAGUUAUCCUGGUGAAGGAGAAGGCCACGGGGAUGUACUACGCCAUGAAAAUCCUCCGCAAAGAAGUCAUCAUUGCCAAAGAUGAAGUGGCACACACUGUUACAGAAAGCAGAGUUCUCCAAAAUACGCGGCAUCCCUUUCUAACGACACUAAAAUAUGCAUUUCAAACUCAUGACCGGCUAUGCUUUGUGAUGGAGUAUGCAAAUGGUGGAGAACUCUUCUUUCACUUAUCACGAGACAGAGUGUUCUCAGAGGACAGAGCAAGAUUUUAUGGUGCGGAAAUAGUGUCAGCACUGGAGUACCUACACUCACGCAAUGUAGUUUACAGGGAUUUAAAGCUGGAGAACCUCAUGUUGGACAAGGACGGCCACAUAAAGAUUACAGACUUCGGUCUGUGUAAAGAGGGGAUCACGGACGGUGCCACCAUGAAAACCUUCUGUGGAACCCCCGAGUACCUGGCACCAGAGGUGCUGGAGGACAAUGACUACGGCCGGGCGGUGGACUGGUGGGGGCUGGGCGUGGUGAUGUACGAGAUGAUGUGUGGGCGGUUGCCCUUCUACAACCAGGACCACGAGCGUCUCUUUGAGCUCAUCCUCAUGGAGGAGAUCCGCUUCCCCAAGAACCUGGCUCCUGAGGCCAAGGCCCUGCUGGCCGGCCUGCUCAAAAAGGAUCCCAAACAAAGGCUCGGGGGCGGCCCAGAUGAUGCCAAAGAAGUGAUGAGCCACAAGUUCUUCUCCUCCAUCAACUGGAAGGAUGUUCUUGAGAAAAAGGUGAGAUUCUGGGGAAAUAAACGAAUGACGUGGCAGUUCUUAGGAUGUUCAGGGUGUGAACUAACAUAACAAUAACAAGCUAUC
Messenger RNA from Notothenia coriiceps (black rockcod), 2012 nucleotides. RefSeq names its product v-akt murine thymoma viral oncogene homolog 2 (gene akt2). Gene Ontology annotation, biological process: protein phosphorylation. The transcript has 12 exons. The record is from RefSeq and is a predicted model, not a curated record. Gene Ontology annotation, molecular function: protein kinase activity; ATP binding. NCBI's taxonomy places the organism in Eukaryota, Metazoa, Chordata, Actinopteri, Perciformes, Nototheniidae. Bases 663 to 1997 code for a protein of 444 amino acids.